AUGGCACGGAGAUCCAAGAGUCCCACUCCUCCUAGCUCAGAAAAUGACAAGGCAGAUGAAGAAGUGAAGAGUCAUCAUAAAUCACCAAGAGGCAAUACACGUCCCAGAUCCCCAACUCCAACCGAACCCAUUCAUGACAAAAUUCCUACCCUACCUCCAUCACCAAAACAAACUAUUUCAGUUUCGGUUCCUAUCGAUCCUCCACCCACUACCUCACAACCAACAACUUCUUUACCACCACCUCCACCAGUUACUUCUACUCCUAUUUCUACAACUCAUUUACCACCUCCUAUAAUUUCUCAAACCACUACCACUACGAUUCCUGAACUGACAGUGGAAGUCAACGUAUCUGAUACGGGGGCCACAACUGUAACUAAAACUCCAAUCAUCCAUAAACCACUUUCACCCACCCACUCAACCGAUUCUGGUGCCACUCUCGGUGGUGAGAACGACGAGUAUGACUCUACAUACUUUAGUCCAUAUCGGCUACCAACUGAUGAUGAUGCCGAUGCUCCUAUCACUACCCAACACUUGCAGAACAUUAAUGAGAAACUCGAUCGAUUGCUUGAAGACAGCAAAGCCUAUAGUGGUGAGGUCCUCAAAGCUUUUCUGGAAACUGCUUUGGAACAAUAUACAGAGUCUAUUGAAAAAUCCACUAAAGCUAUUUUUCUUGAGUCUCUGAAAGGGCAUGCCGACACAAAUGCAGCCAAGGUACAAGCCUAUGUGGAUUCACUUUCUAAGUCCCUUCAAGAAGAAAGCACCAGGUUUGAAGCUGUUCGUUCUUCCAUCCAAAAAGAGAACACUUCACUUCUGAGUUCUGUGUCUUCAAGGCUGGAAUAUCUUCAUGCUGAUCUCGCUAAAGAAAGUGCUUUAAAGGAACAACUUGCCUGUCAAUCAACUCAAUGUGAAGUUCUGAAGGUUCAGCUCGCUCAUGCUGAAAAAUAA
This is a messenger RNA of Lactuca sativa (garden lettuce), 945 nucleotides long. Lineage: Eukaryota; Viridiplantae; Streptophyta; Magnoliopsida; Asterales; Asteraceae. The record is from RefSeq and is a predicted model, not a curated record.